Molecule: messenger RNA, 3674 nt
Organism: Oncorhynchus kisutch (coho salmon)
Lineage: Eukaryota; Metazoa; Chordata; Actinopteri; Salmoniformes; Salmonidae
Gene: eeig2b
Product: family with sequence similarity 102 member Bb
Exons: 11
Coding region: 130-1347 (405 amino acids)
Source: RefSeq, a predicted model, not a curated record
GAAGACUUCCUCCGCGGCUGACUGUAGCACGAAUAUUGUCAUUCACCAAUCAUCGCCGCUGCUAUGGGGGUGUAAAAAGGACUGACAUCCAUAGAAGAAAGACACACUAUCAGGCUAAACUAACGGUUUAUGGAUUUCAUGAUGAUGAAGAAAAAGAAAUUCAAGUUUAAAGUGGAUUUCGAGCUGGAUGAGCUCUCUUCUGUCCCCUUUGUCAACGGUGUCCUGUUUUGUAAAGUCCGACUCCUUGAUGGUGGUUUCUCCGAGGAGUCGUCUCGGGAGCCAGUCCAUGCUAACUGUGUACGCUGGAAGAAGAGGUUCUCCUUCCCCUGUAAGAUGAGUGCCACCGCUGGGACGGGCGUGCUUGACCCCUGUGUGUGCCGCGUGUCUGUCAGGAAGGAGCUAAAGGGUGGGAAGACGUACGCAAAGCUUGGCUUUGCAGACCUAAACCUGGCUGAGUUUGCUGGUUCUGGUAACACGACACGUAGAUGUCUACUGGAAGGUUACGACACCAAGAACACCCGGCAGGACAACUCCAUACUCAAGGUUAUCAUCAGCACACAACUGAUGUCCGGGGACCCCUGUUUUAAAACGCCUCCUUCCACAGGCACAUUCAUCGGCGUCCAGGGAGAUGCAGAGAGCCUCCUGGAAGAGAGGAAGGGAGGGGACAACCAGAAGACCUUCAUGGAGAGCCGAGAAGGAAAGUGUCCCUCUGUUUCCGAUGAACUUGGGGGCUCCUGCCAUUCCCGAACAUCCAGCUACGCUAGUCAGCAGUCUAAAGUCUCAGGCUACAGCACAGGUCACUCCCGCUCCUCCAGCCUGUCAGAGUGUACCCAUCGCAGGAACACUUCUGUGGGCAGCGCUUCCACCGGCAUUGCCAGCAUCCUGGAGCCCUCUGACGACACUAGGGACACCAGGGACCAGAGGGAGAGCAGGGACCGGGAGAGGGGAGACAGGGAAUCCAGGAUGGGGAUGAUGCCCCCUACUGCUGGGGCGUCAGCCUGCACAGCCCUGCCUGAACACCCCACCCCCACCAGUACCAUUGGUUCCUGUACAGGCACUCCGGUGAAGAGCGCCUCGUCCUGCGAACGCCUCAACAGACACCUGGUGAAGCAAGGGUCCAUGGAGGGUCAGAUGAUGAGGGUGGAGGCAUCGAGGGUGGAUGCUGAUGACGUGGUGGAGAAGAUCCUUCAGAGUCAAGACUUCACCCCCAGCCUGCUGGACUCCAGCCAUGAAGAGGAAGGUCUGCGGUUGUUUGUCGGUCCCGGAGGAAGCACUGCCCUUGGAAGCCAUCACCUGCCUACCAGGGUUGGCGCUGGUGCAUAUGAACAGGUGGUGAUUAAACGUUAGGCCUAAACCCCACCAGGAGGAUGAGUGGCACAGCUGACAUCCAACAGAACCAUCAGUGGUUUUUAUCUUUAAUUCCAGCAAGCACAUUUUAUCCAACUGAACUGGCCUGUCAGAAAUGGACUGCAACAGCGCCCUCUGGUGUGCUUACAGACUAUGUGCACUGUCUGUUGUCCCCUGUUAGAUUAGCUCAGUGAAGUCAAGAAGAACAUCACCACUCCUCAAUCUGGGAAAGGAGUCAGACUAUUAAAAACUGCAGUUUGAGGUCACAGGAAAACCUGACCUUUUCAGCUGGAGAUCAAAGUGAUUUGGUUCUGUGUUUGUCACCAGAAUGAAUGAAGCCUUUGAAGAGGAUGAUGCCAUGCUUUUUCAAUACAUUCCCUAGUUAACGCUAGUCCCCUAGUUUUCAGUCCUUUGGUUUUUCAACAAUGUUUUUUAUUUGGAACUGCCUUUUAAUGUAGGAUUUUAACUUUUGUCCACCAAUAAGCUGCUAAAAGGUUGUGUGUGUGUGUGUGUGUGUGUGUGCGUGCAUCAGUGGAGGCUGGUGGGAGGUGCUAUAGGAGGAUGGGCUCAUUGUAAUGACUGGAAUGGAAUCAUGGUUUCCAUGUUUGAUACCGCUCAAUUUAUUCCAUUCCAGUCAUUACAAUGAGCCUGUCCUAUAUCUCCUCCCACCAGCCUCCAAUGGUGUGCAUGUGUGUGUUUGCUAUGUGUUUGUGUGUAUGCAUGACUGUGUGCGUGCCUAUAUGUCUCUGGUAAAGUGUUAAAGCCACUAGUCUGUUGUAAUAAUAGUAAACCUACAAUAAUCCUGCAGUAUACAGAGCCAGGGCUGAGAGUGAGACUACAGGUUAUGUACUCUGUACUGAAGGUGACCCUGCUCCUCUCCUCUGCUGAUCUCAUUACUGGCAGAAAUAGAAACCGCCUUACAAUAUAACCGCUCUGCUCUUUUUAUAUGCUUGUGGGAGGGAAAUAGAUGGUGAGGAAGAGGAGAGAAGCUCUGUUUGAGUGAGGUCAAGCUUGUGUUUGCUUCUUCUGAAAGAAUCAGACUCUCAGGUUAAGAUAUCAGGGUUCCAAUCCGGAUGGCUCUUUUUUUGCAACGACCGAUGACAGUGGGGUUUAGAAACUGAUGCAAGUCAACAGUUGAUUCUUGCCAAGCCGACGUAGGUAAAGAUGAAGGCUACAGGACAAAUGGUCAACAAUUGAACUGCCAUUGUACACACUUAUUGGUCACCUUGUGUAGUACAACUCCAAAGAGUGAGACAGUGUGGUCCAUGAAGGUUCUCUCUCAGCAGCAUAUCAGAUGGUAUGAUGAUGAUAUACUUAUAUGACAAAAAGCCAGGAGUUACAUCAGAUGAGGCUGAUGAUGACUCUGUUAUUCGUUGUCUGAACGAUGUAAUGGAUUGGUCCCCCCCAUAUCUUGAAUAUAGUCUGUCAAAUACGGUUAUGAAACUGACAUUGGGGGGGAAAUUGUAUACACUACACGAUUUUGUGAUGAUGAAUCUUGUUAAUUGGUCUGUCUCAUUAAAUAGAGAUAACAAUACAUAUUCAGAGUAAGUUAAAGAUAUAAUGGCAUUACAUACAUUUAGUGUAUGUGAUCGUCAUACUGGAGGUUAACCAUAUCCUGACCUCAAGUUAUGUGCCGUAAUUUGCUGAUUUCUGCAGUGUCAUCAGUGUAUGGUAUUAUAACUCUGAAUUAAUGUGUUAUUUCUCUUUGUGUAGAUGUUUAUUGUUUGCAUGAUUUUUGUAUUUCUUCAGCGAGUUAAACCAAUGCUUGAAAACCACAAUUCCACCAUCACAUGUGGUUCAAGGUUUCUUACAUCUGUACGUUUGGUAAGACCACAUACCUGUGUGAUUCAUUUAUGUUGUGCCAUCACUUACCUGGAAGUUCUCUUUGCUGCCUCAUGAGGCAGAUUUAAGAACAGAACUAAUGUAUAGAUCCAGAACAUGGUAGAAACUAAUAAUGAGUAUUGUAACCUUUAGAAAGGCACUUGUAUUACCAUUCACUAUUCCUCUUGAAUAGAAAUAAGCCUGUUAACUACCUUCCUUCAGUAAAAUCAGUUCCAGUAGACAGAUGUUAGACAGGCAGCAUAUGUUCCUGUUUCCCAGCUCAGUCGGUACCUAACAUGUAACAAACAUGGUUGCCUUUUCUCUUCUGUGAAGCUGUGUGUAUUAAGGAGCUGUAACCCAUAUCCUCCUGUAAAAGUGACGUUUUCUGUCAGUGUCGACAGUGUCCAAUGUUCCUGUCUUUUUGACCAACAUUUGCUUCCUUACCAGGUGUACUGUAUGCUUUUCCUGUGUACCAUGCACUGUUGAUUAAAACGGUUCAAAAUGUU